Molecule: messenger RNA, 1192 nt
Organism: Vicia villosa (hairy vetch)
Lineage: Eukaryota; Viridiplantae; Streptophyta; Magnoliopsida; Fabales; Fabaceae
Exons: 3
Coding region: 238-1005 (255 amino acids)
Source: RefSeq, a predicted model, not a curated record
CCUAACUGUAGAGCCCAGAUACGAAGAGAAGCGUGCCGUGACGUGAAUGAGAGUUCAAAUAGAAACAAACAAAAAAUCAAUCUCUCUUUCUAUUGUUCGUGAUCCCAACCUGUUCUCAAAUUCAGGAACAAAUAGGAUAAAGUUUAAUGAUCGUUGUUACAUGUAAGAAUUUCUCAUAAAGUUCUUAGCCCGCACAUUUGCAAGUGAUGAACAAUACUCUGUCUUUGAGUCGGGAAGAUGCAUGGAUUCUCCACUGUUGAUGGCUUUGUGGAGAUAAGCGAGUGCUCAGCGGAGAUGAUUAAAUACGUCGCCAAUGAACCAUCUGCUGGUCUUUUCUUCAUCCAACAGCAUACUCAAAAUGCAGUUCCCAAUGUCAUUAAGCUUAAGGACAAGGUUGUUGAGAAGUCUCAUGAAACGCGUUUGCACACAGAAGAUUUGGAGGACUCUGUCACAACGGUGAAAUCAAUGAAAGAGUGUGGAUUCCCAAUAAUUGAUGAGAUGAUCGGAGACAUUAAAAAAACUCUGGCUACUGUGACAUCAAAGCAACCAAAAAAAGUGAUACCAAGUCUGCCACCGUCAAAUUUUCAGACAGAAAGAACUAGUUUUUGGGGUAAUUCCGCAGUGGAUCCUCCAGAGGGAAGUCAAAAAAGGGGCAACUAUUUUUCUAGUGUUUUUAAGUUUUCAAAGCAGAAGGAAAUCAUUCUCAAGGGGCCACAACUUGAUUCUACAGGAUCAAUAGAUCCCAAACCUGAGGAGACAGAGCUGUACCCUAAUGUGUCUUUGUCUGUUACAUAUACAAGCAGUUGUACAUCUUCAGACAAGUUGUCAAUGCCAAGAGAGGUUGAAGGUGAAACUCUGCUGCAACAGAGUGAUAUUGGGAUUAAGUUAUUGGAGGUAACAGAAAAAUAUGAUGACUUCAAAGCUAGUAAACAAGCUAAGCUGGAGGAGUGGCUGGAAGGAACUAAUAACCAUGAUUGUUGCACAAGUGAUGAAAAUAGGCCUUAGCCGGGCAGUUACUUGCUUGGAUAACAUAAAGAUUCAGUAUGUAUAUAAUGCUUUGUAGUGUCUAUUGUCUAUUACUAACAAUUAUAAAAAAAAAAAUAGUUAUGUUGUUAAAUCAAAUGUAUUUAAAACAAUUAUGAUACCAUGUGGGAUUAAUGCACAGGAUCCAUCAUUUCUUACUGUUUAGAAA